Lacerta agilis (Sand lizard) is the source of this 1154-nucleotide messenger RNA. RefSeq names its product sulfotransferase family 6B member 1 (gene SULT6B1). The coding region runs from base 14 to 913 and encodes 299 amino acids. Gene Ontology annotation, molecular function: sulfotransferase activity. Lineage: Eukaryota; Metazoa; Chordata; Lepidosauria; Squamata; Lacertidae. The record is from RefSeq and is a predicted model, not a curated record. The transcript has 7 exons. Gene Ontology annotation, biological process: sulfation. Gene Ontology annotation, cellular component: cytoplasm.
GAAGAGGGCAAGGAUGACUGAGAAAACUUUUGUCGAGGAAAUAGAGAAAGCUCUGGAAAAGUCCAAAGGCCUUAGCAUCCAUGAGCUUCUCUUUACCUACCAGGGAAUUCUCUACCCGUCUUCUGUCUGCAGUGCAGAAACAUUCCAAGCUCUGGAGAACUUCGAAGCCAGAAAAGAUGAUGUGGUAUUGGUGUCUUAUCCCAAAUGUGGUAUUAAUUGGCUCAUUCUGAUUGUGAAUGAUCUGAUCGCUACCACUUUGAAAACCAAGCACGAGAACACAGAGCUUCCUUUCAUUGAGUGUGGGGAUCCAGAAAAGUAUCAGAGGAUGAAACAGUUCCCAUCUCCAAGGAUUGUGGCUACGCACCUCCACUACAACCUUCUUCCCAAGUCCAUCUUCAAAAAUAAAGCCAAGGUACUGCUGCUAUUUCGAAAUCCUAAAGAUGCGGCUGUAUCAUUUUUCCAUUUUCACAACAAUGCUCCAAGCAUUCCCAGUUAUAACUCCUGGGAGGAAUUUUUUUCACUUUUUAUGAAUGGGCAAGUUGCCUGGGGAUGCUAUUUUGACCAUGCAGUCGUGUGGAACAAACAUAUGGAUGAUGAAAAUGUUCUGGUUCUGACAUAUGAACAAUUAAAAGAGGACCUGGUUGCUGGAGUGAAGCAAAUAGCUGAAUUCUUUGGUUUUACGGCUACUGCGGAGCAAAUUCAGGCUAUUGCAAACAGGACUACCUUCCAAGCAGUGAGGGACAAAUCACAGGAGACACAUGGAGUGGCUGGCCCACUGCUCUUCCGGAAAGGUGUGGUUGGUGACUGGAAGAACACUUUUGAUGAAGCUCAGAGCCAGAAAGUGGAUGCUAAAUUCAAGGAGUGUUUAGAAGGAACGAAGCUGGGAGCAAAGCUGAAGUAUGAUGUGUACUGAAAAACCUGAAAAGAGCUUCUUAUGAAGUGCUUCGUUUUCAUGACAGUUUUGUUUGCUAUCAUAUAUUCAAGAAAAGCUACAAGCAGAGCACACAUUCCUUUGAGGCAAUUUUCAGAUAUUGUCAUACUUCUAAGAUACAUUUUCAUUAAGUUGGAUCUUUUCAUGCUGCUUAAUAGAACACAGGGCAAACUAUUUCUCCCAAACCGUAUCGGCAAGCUGCUACUAUUAUGUUUCUAAGAAG